This is a messenger RNA of Phytophthora sojae, 3055 nucleotides long. RefSeq lists its product as hypothetical. The transcript is spliced from 3 exons. The record is from RefSeq and is a predicted model, not a curated record. Bases 1 to 2961 code for a protein of 986 amino acids. NCBI's taxonomy places the organism in Eukaryota, Oomycota, Peronosporomycetes, Peronosporales, Peronosporaceae.
AUGGUGCUCCGCGCGGUCAAGGUACUCAUCCAGGCAGCGCUGCUCGUGCAGGUGCUCCAGGUUACGGGCUCGGUUAACGGCCUCCAGGUGAACGAGAACUUCCAGAACACCCCGCUGUCGGCGAACGACGCCCCCGGUACCGUCAAGGCGGCCAACAUCCCCACGUCCUUGAACAAGAACGCGGAGGAGGGCGAGGAGCGCGGAUUCUGGAGCUGGAUCACAGGUAACGAUGACGACAAGUCCAAGGCCGGCUCGACGACUUCCGACACCCCUGCAUCAAACUCGGACGGGUCCUUGGCGACCACUACCCCAAUCCCGGGUACUGCCUACGUGAGACCGUCUUACAGCAGCAUGAUGUCCAAGUUCGGUAGUCUCAAGGAUGACUUUGAGAGGAGCGCCGGCAUAACCUCGUCGGCGUCGGCGGGUGCCGACAGUUCGACUGGUGCCGGUGACGACGAAGACUCUGGCAGCGCAGCCCCCGCUCCUAAGACUAAAAAGACCAAGAAGCCUGUGGCGGCAGCCGCUCCUUCCAGCGACUCGGCGGCUGCUUCCGAAAGCGCUUCCGGCAUCACCAGCAGCUCCGAAAGUGCUUCGGCUUCUGGUAGCGAGACCGCUACGCCCAAGCCUAAGAGGACCACUAAGAAGACCAAGAAGCCGGUUGUUGCCGCCGACAGCGAGUCUGAGAGUGCCUCGAAGGCCGCUUCAGGUAGCGACCUUGACGACCUUCUUGGCAGCGACGUCGCGUCCGGUGAAUCACUUAACGACCUGCUCGGCAGCAAUGCCGGCUCCGGCAGCGAAGACCUGUCCGCCCUACUGGACAUGUCGGGCUCGGGUGGUCUGGACCUCGCUCUCGGCUCUGGCAGCUUCACCUAUCAAGAUUUCUUGGAAAUGUUCGGUUCCGGCAGCAGCGGCAUCGAACUGUUCGGCGACCCGACCCAGCCCCAGAACAAAACGAUUGAGGACAAGGACAUCGUCCUGGGUAAGCUGUACGGUGGCAAGGAGCACGGUACCGCCUUCUCGGACAUUAAGAACAUCAGGUUUCAGCAGAUGAUUCUCAACUUCACGAUGCGCGGUGACGAGCGUCUGGACCAGGUCGGUAUCUUGGUCUACUCGCAGGACGCUGUCGGCAACCUGGUGCACGGUGGCAAGGGCGGCACCGAGAAGUUCUUGAGCUGGGAAAUGGGCGACACGGUCACCAAGCUCGAGAUCCACUGGGACAAGAACAAGGGCAAGACGUGCAUCUUCUACCUGGCCAUCACCACGGCCUCCAAGAAGAAGCUCUCUGUCGGUACCAAGACGGCCAACAGCAUCGUCCUGACGCCUCCUAAGGGCUACCAGUUCGCCGGUUUUCACGGCCGGUACAGCAGUAGUGCCAUCUUCUGCCUUGGUCCGAUCUGGACUAGGAUUGCAGCCUCGGAUCUCUAUGUCACCGAUGUGGUGGCUCUUCCUGCCGACGCUUCCGAGGACGUGUACAACUACGAGACCACGAUCCGCAACUGGGUCGGUCCCCUUGAUACCGCUUCCGACAACGCCUGCUACCAAAAGAAGUUCGACACGAGCAGCAAGGGCUUGUGUCCCUCGGGAUACAACAAGGACGACGACAAGUGUGUCACUCAGUGUCCGCUUAACUACCCCAUCGACUGUCUGAAUGAGUGUAUCCCUCAGAAUGCCGACUGCACGCAGGAAAUUGUGGGUAAGGUCGCUGCCGUAGCCGCUGUGGCGCUUAACGCUCUUACACUGGGUGUCUUCGGUUCGCUCGUGGCUGCCUACAGGACCGCCAACUUGGUCCUUACGUGCGCUAUCAACGUCGUGAACGCCGUCAAGUCGAUCGUGUACUACCUGCGCUACAAGCAGACCACGAUCCCGGUCACCGACACGCAGAAGCUCCUAGACAAGGCCUUCCAGCUGCAGAUCGUCAUCCUCGACCUGCCGCUCGCCAUCUCGUCGUGCCUCGGCCUGCAGAUCCCGCAAAAGCUCAUGUUCUCAGCCACCAUUCUGGCUAUUGUGUCGGCCAUCGUCAUGAUGGCCGUCAUGGUCGGCGAGACCCUGUUCGCGUCGUCCGACAACGUCUUGCUCAUGCUGCGUGAGUCGGGUGCGAUGAAUUCGACGGCUCUGGACGGCAAUACGUACCAACUGGACGACUUCCUGAACACCAAGAACGGCACGUGCGGCUACGAGAUCAAGACGCUGACGAACCGCGUCAUUGGCAAGGUCUACGACAUCCGCAACACCACGCCGAACGCCGCCGCCAACGAUGUGCGCGUGGAGGUGAGCCAGUCGUCCAUCAUCAAGACGGACAUCCCGGUGGUCACCAACCACUGCAUGGGCCAGAUCUGGACCAACAAGACGGGCGCGUCGUCCUACACCACGCGCAACAUGCUGCGCAAGCAGCUGAGCGUCAUCGUUGAGCAGCUCAUCGAGGACGGCACGACCGACAUGGGCAAGCACGUUGCCAAGAAGGAGAAGGCCCUCGAGUACGCCAACUUUGGUCUGUUCUUCCUGUCCAUGCUCGACUUUACGGGUAUUGCCUGGAUGGCGUCUGAGUUCAUCCAGCCCAUCUGUGGCCCCAGCGAGUACAUCGGCGAAAUCGACGAUGGCACUCUGUACGACGCUCUGGGUUUGACCACGGUGGACCAGGCUUUCCUGGGCAGCUACGGUAUCUGGAAGAAGAAGGGUGACGGCUCGGUCACCAUCAUCUUUGAGAGCGUGGACAACGAGGACGUGGACGUUGCGAUCAAGUCGGGCGGUGACAAGCUCGCGUCGGUCAAGGUCAAGGCCAACACCAGGGUCAAGUGGACGUCCACGGUCAAGGAGCUCGGCGACAAGACGCUGUACCUGGACCGCUGGCGUCCGGGUCUCUUCGGCCUGCCCGGUUCGGGAGGUGGUUCACUGCUGAUGUGGAUCCCGCAGUCGUCCGAGGGCGGUAAGCUCGUUCUGCACGCUCGUCUGAAUGUUAGCUAAGCGGAAAUCAUGUCAUUUAGCGUCGUGAACAUUGCUCAGAAGCUAUGGGCAGUGAAUUCACAAGUUAAACAAAAUGCAUCAAAGUUUAUUGUGG